Molecule: messenger RNA, 1275 nt
Organism: Podospora anserina S mat+
Lineage: Eukaryota; Fungi; Ascomycota; Sordariomycetes; Sordariales; Podosporaceae
Exons: 1
Coding region: 1-1275 (424 amino acids)
Source: RefSeq, a predicted model, not a curated record
AUGAUAACUCGAACGGUAAGCUCGAAAAAAUUGGGCAGCUCUUUGAACAAUAGUAGCCGACUGCCAGUUACUUCAAAGACUCUCGAAGCACUCAAGUUGUCAUCAUCACUAGCAACAAGCUCAUCCCAAGAAACAGCCCGACCACAGACUCGAUUAACCGGAGCAAGUCCAAACACGGAGAGAACUUCACCGACAGGCCGCUUUUUGAACACCACCGUCUCAUCAACAAGUCCAAGCAAGAGUCCAGUGGUGUAUGUGAUGAACACCACGACUCUGAUCACAGUAACCACCGCAGAAAAAGGCAGCAUCUCAGCAGGUGGCUCUCUUUCACACAUCAGCCAGACGGGCCGCUACCUCAACACCACCACUGCAUCCGCGAAGCCCUCGCAGGGCUUUCACCUCCCAUUCUGGCGACUCAACAUCACGGCCCCCGGCUUCUUUUCCCGCACCAACACCACCUCCCUUCAAGCCCACAAGGUAGCUCUUCUCACAGGAACUGCCACUGGAACAGGCCUCUCCCACCUGUCAAACACCACCUCUUCUCGUCCCUUGUGGCUCAACACCACCAGAGCCACCCCCACAGCAGCACUGACCACCGGGCCUCGACUCUUCACAGCCAACACGACCUUUACAUUUGCCAACACCACCGUUCGCUGGGCCAACACAACCACAACGUCAUCGAUUCCGACCCCGACUGCAAUCUUUCCGACCUCGUGCGGUGAAUCCUCGGCGCCUUUCUCCUUGCAGAUAUCCUACCCUUCAACCCCAUUCGACAACUGGUUCGUCCACCUGUCCGCCCGCGCUCUUUUGUUUGGCUCACGCAGCUCUCAAGCGAGCCGGUUUAGCAUUGAAGCGGGUGGUUACCUUUGCGUUGUCGGGCUGGUGGAUGAGACGGAGGAGCAAAGACCUUAUGUGGCGGCUAUUGGGGUAAAAGAAGGGCAAAGAGGCGAGAUAUGGAUGGUGAGCAAAGAGAUGUUGGAUGUUUGGGGCGAUGAUUAUGUUGCCUUGGGGUGUACACAAGAUGGGGGACUGAGCUGUGGGGCGAUGAGGAACGGGACUGAUGUGGGUGAGGUGAGGGAGUGGGCUGGUUGCGGGAUGCAGCUGGGGUUGGGGAGUGGAAAUGGAACUGUCGCUGAGUGUGGGAGUGUUGGGGUGCGCGUUCUUGAGGGAGGAGGUGUUGACGGUGAAGUCAAUGAUAAUGAUGAGAUCGGGGAGAUGAGAUUUAAAAAGAGGGUAACGUUAGUUAAUCCUUGGGCUUUUACAGGCAUGAGUUAA